Messenger RNA from Peromyscus leucopus (white-footed mouse), 1182 nucleotides. Its product is annotated as chitinase-like protein 3. Gene Ontology annotation, molecular function: chitin binding. Gene Ontology annotation, biological process: carbohydrate metabolic process; chitin catabolic process. Bases 1 to 1182 code for a protein of 393 amino acids. The record is from RefSeq and is a predicted model, not a curated record. Lineage: Eukaryota; Metazoa; Chordata; Mammalia; Rodentia; Cricetidae. Gene Ontology annotation, cellular component: extracellular region. The transcript is spliced from 10 exons.
AUGGCCAAACUCAUUCUUGCUACAGGUUUGGCCAUUGUGCUGAAUGCUCAGUUGGAUUCUGCCUACAAGUUGAUGUGCUAUCACAUGUGGCCCAAGAACUGGCCUGACUUGGGGAGUUUCAAUCUUGGUUUAAUUGACUCCUGCUUGUGUACUCACAUAAUCUUUAACUUUGGUUGGAUGCCAAACAAUGAAAUCAUCUUGAAAAAUGAGGAUGACUUGAAGGAGUACAAAAGUAUCAAUAAUCUGAAAACCAGGAACAAGGAACUGAAAACUCUCCUGGCCUUUGGAGGCAGUGAACUUCAAUCUAACCAGUUCAGUGCCAUUGUGUCUACUGCUCAAAGCCGUCAGAAUUUCAUUACAUCAAUCAUCAAUUUCCUACGCCAACACAAUUUUGAUGGGCUGAACCUGGACUGGCGUUACCCUGGGUCAGGUGGAAGCCCACCUAAAGACAAGCAUCUCUUUACUCUCCUGGUGAAGGAAAUGCGUGAAGCUUUUGAGAAGGAAUCCUCAGAGAAACACAAGACCAGGCUGUUAAUCACUGCCACAGUAUCUGGUAUCAUCUCCAUCAUUGAGCAUGCCUACAAGAUUCCUGAACUGUCACAGUCCCUUGAUUACAUUCAGGUCAUGACAUAUGAUCUCCAUAGCUCCAAGGAUGGCUACACUGGAGAAAACAGUCCCCUCUAUGAAGGUCCUUCUGAUCAUGGCAUUAGUGCCUACCUCAAUGUGGACUACAUCAUGACUUACUGGAAGAAUCAUGGGGCUGAUCCUAAGAAGCUCAUUGUUGGAUUCCCCACGUAUGGACAAACCUUCACUCUGAGUGAUCCCUCUGACAAUGGAAUCGGUGCCUAUGCCAUUAGUGCUGGACAAACAGAGAAGCACACAUAUGAAAAAGGAUUAUGGGCCUACUAUGAGAUUUGCAACUUCUUGAAUCAAGGAGCCACUGAGAAAUGGAGUGCCCCUCAGGAAGUGCCCUAUGCUUUUAGGAACACAGAAUGGGUUGGCUAUGAUAAUGUCAAGAGCUUCCAGAUCAAGGCUCAGUGGCUCAAGGACAACAACUUAGGAGGUGCCGCUGUCUGGUCCCUGAACAUGGAUGACUUCUCUGGUUCUUUCUGUAAGCAGGGAAGGUUCCCUCUGACCUCUACGUUAAAGAAAGCUCUCAAUAUCCACUGUCCUUGUAAGUAG